Coregonus sp. 'balchen' is the source of this 13129-nucleotide messenger RNA. NCBI's taxonomy places the organism in Eukaryota, Metazoa, Chordata, Actinopteri, Salmoniformes, Salmonidae. The record is from the annotation of a GenBank genome assembly.
AUGCUCGCUGAUGACUUGAAGCUCAGCAGUGACGAGGAGGAUGCUGACAAGGUAGGGAUGCCCCGGAACAUUCUACAAACCUUUCAGAACAUUUUUGCAACAUUUCAGACUAUCUCUCUCCGCCCUUCCUCUUUCCUCCCUCUUUCCUUUCCCCAUUCCUCUCUCCUCCCUCCUUUCCCCAUUCCUCUCUGCUCCCUCCAACCCUCCUCCCCAUUUGGCUACUGCACAUUAAAAGAAAGAAGCCCCAAAAAUGUUUUCGUAACUAGUAACAAAUAACUUUGUAACUGAGUAACUUGGCUACAUCCCUUAUUUAAAGUUGUAUGAACAACAUAAGAAGGAGAGGAGAGAGAGAGAGGGAGAGAGAGACAGAGAGGGGGGAGAGAGAGAGAGAGAGAGAGAGAGAGAGAGAGAGAGGGGGGAGAGAGAGACAGGGAGGGGAGAGAGAGAGAGCCAGAGAGGGGGGAGAGGGAGCGAGAGAGAGACAAAGAGGGGAGAGAGAGAGGGAGAGCGAGACAGAGAGGGGAGAGAGAGGGAGAGAGAGAGACAGAGAGGGGAGAGAGAGAGAGAGAGAGACUGGAGAGUUGGCAACAGUUGCUCUCUGAAGGAGCUCUUUGUGCUUUCUGUAUGUUAGAGUGGAGCUGCAUCACACAAACACACACACACACACACAUACACACACACACAAACACACACACGUCUAAAGUGACCUCUCCUUGUCUCCAUUUCUCUAUCUGGAUUCAUCUAAUAGAACUUGAAGCAAAUGGUCUGGCAUGCUUUUACCAUAUUGUUUUCACCUAUCCAAUGGCAGUUCAAUAUGGGCAGCACAGGGUUUACACUACUUGCUCAUGGUUAACAGAGAUAGGCUACAUUCUUCCGAUAGCAUUGAGGAGUACACUACAUCAGUCACUGGCUUCAUCAAUAAGUGCAUCGAUGACAUCGUCCCCACAGUGACCAUACGUACAUUCCCCAACCAGAAGCCAUGGAUUACAGGAAACAUCCGCACUGAGCUAAAGGAUAGGGCUGCCGCUUUCAAGAAGCGGGACUCUAACCCGGACGCUUAUAAGAAAUCCCGCUAUGCCCUCCGACGAACCAUCAAACAGGCAAAGAGUCAAUACAGGACUAAGAUUGAAUCGUACUACACCGGCUCUGACGCUCGUCGGAUGUGGGAGGGCUUGCAAACUAUUACAGACUACAAAGGGAAGCACAGCCGCGAGCUGCCCAGUGACACAAGCCUACCAGACGAGCUAAAUCACUUCAAUGCUCACGUCGAGGCAAGCAACACUGAAGCAUGCAUGAGAGCAUCAGCUGCUCCGGAUGACUAUGUGAUCAUGCUCUCCGUAGCCGAUGUGAGUAAGACUUUUAAGCAGGUCAACAUUCACCGCAGGGCCAGACGGAUUACCAGGACGUGUACUCCGAGCAUGCACUGACCUUUUCAACAUGUCCCUGACUGAGUCUGUAAUACCAACAUGUUUCAAGCAGACCACCAUAGUCCCUGUGCCCAAGAACACUAAGAUAACCUGCCUAAAUGACUACCGACCCGUAGCACUCACGUCUGUAGCCAUGAAGUGCUUUGAAAGGCUGGUCAUGGCUCACAUCAACACCAUUAUCCCAGAAACCCUAGACCCACUCCAAUUUGCAUACCGCCCCAACAGAUCCACAGAUGAUGCAAUCUCUUAUCUCUAUUGCACUCCACACUGCCCUUUCCCACCUGGACAAGAGGAACACAUACGUGAGAAUGCUAUUCAUUGACUACAGCUCAGCGUUCAAUACCAUAGUGCCCUCAAAGCUCAUCACUAAGCUAAGGACCCUGGGACUAAACACCUCCCUCUGCAACUGGAUCCUGGACUUCCUGACGGGCCGCCCCCAGGUGGUAAGGGUAGGUAACAACACAUCUGCCACGCUGAUCCUCAACAUGGGGGCCCCUCAGGGGUCCGUGCUCAGUCCCCUCCUGUACUCCCUGUUCACCCAUGACUGCAUGGCCAGGCACGACUCCAACACCAUCAUUAAGUUUGCCGACGACACAAAAGUGGAAGGCCUGAUCACCGACAACGAUGAGACAGCCUAUAGGGAGGAGGUCAGAGACCUGGCAGUGUGGUGCCAGGAUAAUAACCUCUCCCUCAAUGUGAUCAAGACAAAGGAGAUGAUUGUGGACUACAGGAAAAAGAAGAGGACCGAGCACGCCCCCAUUCUCAUUGACGGGGCUGUAGUGGAACAGGUUGAGAGCUUCAAGUUCGUUGGUGUCCACAUCACCAACAAACUAUCAUGGUCCAAACACACCAAGUCGUGAAGAGGGCAUGAAAAAGCCUAUUCCCCCUCAGGAGACUGAAAAGAUUUGGCAUGGGUCCUCAGAUCCUCAAAAAGUUCUACAGCCGCACCAUCGAGAGCAUCCGGACUGGUUGCAUCACCUCUAUACCAGGCGUUGUCAGAGGAAGGCCCUAAAAAUUGUCAAAGACUCCAGCCACCCUAGUCAUAGACUGUUCUCUCUGCUACCGCACGGCAAACGGUACCGGAGCGCCAAGUCUAGGUCCAAAAGGCUUCUUAACAGCUUCUAUCCCCAAGCCAUAAGACUCCUGAACAGCUAAUCAUGGCUACCCAGACUAUUUACAUUUAUCCCCCAACCACUCCACCCCACCCCACCCCAACCCUCUCUUUUACGCUGCUGCUACUCUGUUUAUUAUUUAUGCAUAGUCACUUUAACUCUAUCCACAUGUACAUAUUACCUCAAUUACCUCGACUAACCUGUGCCCCCGCACAUUGACUCUGUACCGGUACCCCCCCUGUAUAUAGCCUCCCUACUGUUAUUUUAUUUUACUGCUGUUCUUUAAUUAUUUGCUAUUUUUUACUUAUCUAUUUUUUACUUAACACUUUUUUUCUUUCAUUUUUUUUCUUAAAAAACUGCAUUGUUGGUUAAGGGCUUGUAAGUAAGCUUUUCACUGUAAGUUCUACACCUGUUGUAUUCGGCGCAUGUGGCAAAUAAAAUAAGAUUUGAUUUGAUGUGAUUUGCUAAUGAAUGACACCAGUCUCUCUUGACUCCUUUUCUGUCAUCUCUCUACUAGGGCCAUGAGCAGUCAGCCUCCUGGACUGGUAACAACAGGUACUAGAUGUGUCUACUGCAUUGCGUGUGUGUGUGUGUGUGUGUCUGUGUGUGCGUGUAUCUAUCCUGAUUGCCUAGUCACAUUUACCCCUACCCACAGUACAUGUACAUACUACCUCAGUUACCUUGACUACCUCUACCUCAAUUAUCUUGACUACCUCUACCUCAGUUACCUUGACUACCUCUACCUCAGUUACCUUGACUACCUCUACCUCAGUUACCUUGACUACCUCUACCUCAGUUACCUUGACUACCUCUACCUCAGUUACCUUGACUACCUCUACCUCAGUUACCUUGACUACCUCUACCUCAGUUAUCUUGACUACCUCUACCUCAGUUAUCUUGACUACCUCUACCUCAGUUACCUUGACUACCUCUACCUCAGUUACCUUGACUACCUCUACCUCAGUUACCUUGACUACCUCUACCUCAGUUAUCUUCUAUUCGGCGCAUGUGACAAAUAAAACGUGAUUUCAUUUUGAUGAUUUGAUUUGUGUGUGUGUGUGUGUGUGUGUGUGUGUGUGUGUGUGUGUGUGUGUGUGUGUGUGUGUGCGUGCGUGCGUGUGUGUGUGGAAGCGAUAUGAAAGGUCUGGAUGUGUGGAAUAUGACAGUUGGAUGGUAGACCAACCCAUGUUUCUCUCUCCUGGUCACUCUUAAACAGACACAGACACACACUGAUAGUGACUAAUGAAGAGGGCCAACGAGUUUGAGUGCGCACUAAUUGUUUGUGUGUGUGUUCGUGCAACUGUGCGUGUUUGUGCGUACUCGUGCAUCUGUGUGUAAGCUGACCCCUUUUUGGUGUUUGUGUUUGUUGAUUGACAGUCUGUCGGAGCAGCACACACACACACAUGGUGGGAGGGUGAGACGUUCCAGCUCCGACUCUUCAGGCUCCAACUCUUCAGGCUCAGACUCCUCCAGUGAGUCGGAGGAGGAGAGCAGUAGCCAUCGCUCCCGUAGCCCCAGCCCAGAAACACACUCCGAUCCUGGGACACCCACCGACACUCAGUCUCUCAGCUGCACUGAGGAGGUAGUACCACCACAAUCACUGUCUGUCACACUGCUGUCUGUCUGUCUGUCUGUCUGUCUGUCUGUCACACUGCUGUCUGUCUGUCACACUGCUGUCUGUCUGUCUGUCUGUCUGUCUGUCACACUGCUGUCUGUCUGUCUGUCUCACUGCUGUCUGUCUGUCUGUCACACUGCUGUUUGUCUGUCUGUCUGUCUGUCACACGGCUGUCUGUCUGUCUGUCACACUGCGGUCUGUCUGUCUGUCUGUCACACUGCUGUCUGUCUGUCUGUCUGUCACACUGCUGUUUGUCUGUCUGUCUGUCUGUCAAACUGCUGUCUGUCUGUCACACUGCUGUCUGUCUGUCUGUCUGUCUGUCACACUGCUGUCUGUCUGUCUGUCUCACUGCUGUCUGUCACACUGCUGUUUGUCUGUCUGUCUGUCUGUCACACUGCUGUCUGUCUGUCUGUCUGUCUGUCACACUGCUGUCUGUCUGUCUGUCACACUGCUGUUUGUCUGUCUGUCUGUCUGUCUGUCUGUCACACUGCUGUCUGUCUGUCUGUCUGUCUGUCACACUGCUGUCUGUCUGUCUGUCACACUGCUGUCUGUCUGUCACACUGCUGUCUGUCUGUCUGUCUGUCUGUCUGUCUGUCUGUCUGUCACACUGCGGUCUGUCUGUCUGUCUGUCACACUGCUGUCUGUCUGUCUGUCUGUCACACUGCUGUUUGUCUGUCUGUCUGUCACACUGCUGUCUGUCUGUCACACUGCUGUCUGUCUGUCUGUCUGUCUGUCUGUAACACUGCUGUCUGUCUGUCUGUCUGUCACACUGCUGUCUGUCUGUCUGUCACACUGCUGUCUUUCUGUAUGUAUACCAUAUCUCUCUCUAUUUAGCUACCUUUCUCUCUCAUGGCAUUUCUCAUUUUCUCUCUUUAUGGAUAUUUCUCUCUCUCCCUUUAGCCUCUUCCACCCUUUUACUCUCUGCCUCCCCUCAUUUCAAAUUCUCUCUCUCUCUCUGGGGGAGGGGGUGAGGGAGAGGGGGUGAGUCAGGGUGAGGAAGCAGGGGGAGGGGUAUGCAGGGGGAGAAGGGCAGGGUGAGGCAGGGUGAGGGGAGUUGCUGUAGGAAUUAGAGUCUGGGUGUCAUGUCAACAAGCCCAGUCCCAAAUAGGAAAGUCCACGGGAGGUGGGAGUCCCGGAGAUUCGGUUUCACGCUAACAUUGCGUUAGUAGUUAGCAUGAUAGUCUCUCCCACACUAAUACCCAACAGACUGCUACACUAGCUUACACUAAAGUAAAGGUAAGACUAACUUUAAAAUGGCAGUUUCAUUGGCAGUGAGUUACAAGCAUGUAAUAAUAAUAAUUUAUUUUAUUUUAUUACAAGCAUGUAAAUACCCAGUAGAGAGAGAGACCUAUAAAGAUCUAUUACACUGCUGCCUAUAGACAGAACAGAGAGAGAGAGAGAGAGCGAGAGGUCUGUCCAUAAGCAGCGGUGUAAAAUAGGUCCGUAUUUGAGGAGGCGGUGGGGGUUAUUGUCGAUGGAGGGGGACAGCAGUUAGGGGUGUAGGUUAGCUAUGCAGAGAGAGUUGAGUAGGGGAAACCUGCUUCUCCUGCCUGUAUGAAUGGAAGGCCCUGUGUGUCUGUAUGACCAUAGCUGGCUCUAUUCAUGCCGGAUAUCAGGCCCCUAUAGAGGUGGUGGGAGUGAGAGUGGUGGUGCGGGGGUGGGAGCCCCAUGUGUUUUUAAUCUACGUUGAGCGUUAUAGUGUCUCCCGAGGAGAGGGGGGGUUCCAGUUAGAGGGAGGGAGGUUGGGAGGGGGCAGAGAGGGUACAAGAGAUGCAGUGUCUUCUCUGGAAAAGAGGGUGAGGGAAAGAGGGAAGGGGGGCGUGACCUGGGGGGGGGGGGCGUGACCUGGGAGGGGGGCGUGACCUGGGAGGAGGCAGUGUUUGAGUAGAGGACUAGUUUAAAUUCGCUACUGGAGAGAGGGAGAGAGAGAGGGAGAGAGAGUGGGAGAGAGAGAGGGAGAGAGAGAGGGAGAGAGAGAGGGGGACAGGAAAAAAGAGAGAAAAGAGAGAGAGAGCAGGAAAGUAAUUGUGCACUCCACCAGUGAGUAUAUCCUCUUCUUUUUAAAACUCUCUUCUGUUCUUUCUGGAUUAAUAAGAGAGUUGUUAGGCAGAAUACACAGCUAGUCUGUUCAAUUUGGAUUAAUGAGUGAGUUGUUAGGCAGAAUAAACAGCCAGUGUGUGUGUGUGUGUGUGUGUGUGUGUGUGGGGGGGGGGGGGGUAUCCUCUGUCAGGGCAGAUGUGUGUAGAUUCCAGUGGUAGUAGAAAAGGAAGGAGGGUUGAAGAAGUGGCCAAAUUAAAGUGGACUAUGGUUGAACGAGUGGUAGUUUUGACAGUGUGUUGUUUUAAUGUACGUGUGCAGUGUAGAUUAGAACAGUUUAGAACAUUUCAGUUUUGACCGUGGUGAUAAGAAUGAAGCUGGAACUGUGAGUGAGUAAUGUGUGUGGGUACUGUUUGUAUGGUUUUGAGUGUGUGUUGUGUGUUUUGAAAUAUUCCAAUGUGUGUCAUAAUUUUUCAAGGAAUGUAUUGUUUACUCCUGUCACUGGUCAAAGCCACGUCGAUCGAUUCUACCCGGCGGAAACAAGACAGAAGAGAUCACCGAAAGAGAAAGAAGAAGAGAGUCGCGAGAGAGAGAGGAGCGUAGCGAGUCUCUAGCUCUAGCUCUCUCUCUAUCUCUCUCUAUCUCUCUCCUCUACUCUCUCUCUCUUCUCUCUCUCUCUCUCCGAUCUCUCUCUUCACAGAAAAGAGUGAGCAUAUGACAGACCCUCCUCUUCCUUCUUUCCUCAUCUUUUCCCUCCUUACACAGCUUUAUUAAACAUAUCGUUUUCUUUAAUAAAAAUAAAAUAAUAAUCUUGCACUGGCCAUUCAACAUAUCAAUAUUUUUGUGGGAAAAAGCUAAUCUGCAUAUUUAUAAAUAGUAUUUCUCACUGCUCAGGAAGAUUGUUGUUUUUGGCUUAACCACUGUUUUGAUUGAAUAUAGUUCAAUCACUUUCUGCAAGUCAAACUGACUUGUUCAUCACAAAAAGCAUGAUCUCUCUCCUUUGCUGUUCCUACCGGACUGUUUCUCCAUUCAUCCCUCUCUCCUUAAAUCUGUCAUCCCUCUCUCCUUAAAUCUGUCAUCCCUCUCCAUCCUCUCAUCCUCCUCUCUCUGUUUUCUCAGACAGAUCACCCCUCCACCACUCAGUGGCAGCUGGAUAAGUGGCUGAAGAAAGUCAGAAAAAAAUCCUUCUCCUGGGACCAGGAUUCCAGCAACCGCGACCACGCCCAGAGAGCUACAGAGCACAGCUCGCCCUCCCCAGACCCCCACGGAGCCCCGUCUCCGGCCAGAUUCUGGGGGACCAGAGAGGACUACAGUCCCAGCCAGAGCCCUGUUCCCAGCCCACACUUCAACUACAGCCCCAGGCAUAGCCCUCGGCCUAGCCCUGGCUGUAGCCCCUGUCCCAGUCCUUGCCCUAGCCCCAGCCCAAGACACAGCCCCAUCCCUAGCCCGGUCCCCAGUGUCUGUCCGAGCCCCUGCCUCAGCCCCAGAGCCAGCCGCAGCCCUAGCCCCAUACCCCGGCACCCCCCUAGGAGUCCUAGUCCUAGCCUUACUCAGUCUAGCUCCCGUCACUAUCCUCAGGUUCGGAGUCUUCAUCAGGAAAGCAUCAGGCCUCUCAAGCGGCCUAGCCUAACAAUCAGCCCGAGCCAUAGACCCAAAAUCAGGAUCGCACCUGCUCCCAGCAUUGAGCCCAAGAGCAAACUGAGGCACAGUUCCUCUCCCCAGCCUCCGCUUCAGCACAGCUCCAGGCCUAAACCCACACAGAGCCAGUCUGUUCCCACUCCCAAGAACACAGCCAAGGCAGCACCUGCUCUGAGCACUGAGCUGAGCCACAGACCCAGACCCAGGCCUAGUCCCAACUCCAGUCCCAGGCUUCAUUCUCGGUCUAAUUUGAAACACAACCCCAUCCUUGCCCUCAAAACCAGCCAACACCCAUCAACCUCUGGACAAAGGCCCAAGGAGAGUAGCAGACUCAGCCACAAUUCCAACUCCAACCACAGGCCCAAGUUUGGGCCUGGUUUGACAACCAGCCUCAGUACCAGUCCCAGUCCCACACCAGGGGCCAAGACCUUACCUGCCACAGACCCAAGCAGAGAGACCAGCAGCAGAAUUGGUGACAGUUCCAAAUCGAGCACCAAGCCACAUUCUCGGCCUAUCUCCAAAGCUGGUUCUGGGCCUAGCUCUAGAUCAAGCCCCAGUCCUAGACCCAAAGUCAAGUCCCGGGAGGCCCCUUCUCCCCACACAAAGCCUCCGCAGAGGAAGCCCCAAUCCAGGGAGAGAGAGCGGGAGGUGGACAACCAGAGAGAGAGGAAGGCAGACAGGCAGACAGAGGGAAGGGGGGGGAGUAAUGUAGAGAGACAGGCAGAGAAACAGGGAGAGAGGCAGGGGGAAAAACAGGGAGAGAGGCAGGGGGAGAAACAGGGAGAGAGGCAGGGGGAGAAACAGGGAGAGAGGCAGGGGGAGAAAAACAGGGAGCAGAGGCAGGGGGAGAAAAAGGAAGGAGAGAGCAGGGGAGGAGAAGGGAGAAACAGGAGGAGGCAGGGAGAGAGCAGGAGGAGAGGAGGAGAAACAGGGAGAGAGGCAGGGGGAGAAACAGGGAGCGAGGCAGGGGGAGAAACAGGGAGAGAGGCAGGGGGAGAAACAGGGAAAACAGGGAGUGAGGCAGGGGGAGAAACAGGGAAAACAGGGAGUGAGGCAGGGGGAGAAAGAGGGAAAGAGGCAGGGGGAGAAACAGAAGGAAAGAAAGGGGGAAAGAAAGGGAGAGCGAAGACUGGCGGAGGAGAAGUUGCUAAGACGCCCCUGGAUCCAGAGCUCAGAGGAAGAGGAGGAAGAGGACGUAGAGGAGAGAAAGAGGAGGAGGGAGGAGAGAGAGAGGGAGGAGAAGAGGAGGAGGAGGAAGAAACAACCGCAGCAGCAGAGAGGUGAAUGGCAGGCGGUCCAGCCCAAGCAAAGACCUCACACCAACAGCGAGCGACACCGCAAUCCCAUCGAUCCACAACGCCACGGGACCAAGAAAAAGAGGAGGAGGAAGAGUGAGGAGGAAGAUAGAGAGUCUCAGCCGGACCCUUCCCUUCCGCCAUCGCCCUCCUCCCCCACUCCUGUCAUCCCUCCCACAGAUUCCUCGUCUUCCUCCUCUUCAUCAUCAGAGUCCGACUCUGAGCCCAGUCUGCCUCCCAACGUCGCCAAAGUCCCAGCCGACUCCACGUCCAGCCAGCGUCCUAUCCCCAGGAGAGGGCACCAGGGCCCGGGGAGGCCUGCAGACAGCAGGCCUGGAGUGCUCUACCCCAGGGGCACUGCCACAUCCAACCAAGGCCAGGGGCCGCAGAGCCAGGGAAAGCAGAAACUCUACACCCUGGUCCCGUUUGGGCGUAGUGAACAGGCCCCAGCCUCCCAUCGAGGCCUGAGGAAUCUGGUGGUGCAGUUAGACCUCUCCCUGCUCAACAGAGUGCCUGACACUACGACAGACACCCCAGCCUUUCACAAACAUCCCUCCUCUUCCUCCUCCUCUUCCUCUUCCAAGCAAAAAGAGGCCAUGAGACACCUAUACACCCCCGAGACAGAGGGAGGAGACAGCAGGAGGAAACGCAAGGUAACACACAUUCCUUCUCUUUUUCUCUUCAUACCUUGAGUGUAAGCAAGCGAAACUCAGCAAAAAAAGAAAUGUCCCUUUUUCAGGACCCUGUCUUUCAAAGAUAAAUCGUAAAAAUCCAAAUAACUUCACAGAUCUUCAUUGUAAAGGGUUUAAACACUGUUUCCCAAUUAACCAUAAACAAUUAAUGAACAUGCACCUGAGGAACAGUCGUUAGGACACUAACAGUUUACAGACGGUAGGCAAUUAAGGUCACAGUUAUGAAAACUUAAACACUAAAGAGGCUUUUCUACUGACUCUGAAAAACACCAAAAGAAAGAUGCCCAGGGUCCCUGCUCAUCUGUGUGAAUGUGCCUGAGGACUGCAGAUGUGGCCAGGGCAAUACAUUGCAAUGUCCGUACUGUGAGAUGCUUAAGACAGCGCUACAGGGUGACAGGACGGACAGCUGAUCGUCCUCACAGUGGCAGACCAUGUGUAACAACACCUGCACAGGAUCGGUACAUCCAAACAUCACACCUGCGGGACAGGUACAGGAUGGAAACAACAACUGCCCGAGUUACACCAGGAACACACAAUCCCUCCAUCAUUGCUCAGACUGUCCACAACAGGCUUGUAGGCCUGUUGUAAGGCAGGUCCUCACUAGACAUCCCCGGCAACAACGUCGCCUAUGGGCACAAACCCACCGUCGCUGGACCAGACAGGACUGGCAAAAAGUGCUCUUCACUGACGAGUCACGGUUUUGUCUCACCAGGGGUGAUGGUCGGAUUCGCGUUUAUCGUCGAAGGAAUGAGCGUUACACCGAGGCCUGUACUCUGGAGCGGGAUCGAUUUGGAGGUGGAGGGUCCGUCAUGGUCUGGAGCGGUGUGUCACAGCAUCAUCGGACUGAGCUUGUUGUCAUUGCAGGCAAUCUCAACGCUGUGCGUUACAGGGAAGACAUCCUCCUCCCUCAUGUGGUACCCUUCCUGCAGGCUAAUCCUGACAUGACCCUCCAGCAUGACAAUGCCACCAGCCAUACUGCUUGUUCUGUGUGUGAUUUCCUGCAAGACAGGAAUGUCAGUGUUCUGCCAUGGCCAGAGAAGAGCCCGGAUCUCAAUCCCAUUGAGCACGUCUGGAACCUGUUGGAUCGGAGGGUGAGGGCUAGGGUCAUUCCCCCCAGAAAUGUCCGGGGACUUGCAGGUGCCUUGGUGGAAGAGUGGGGUAACAUCUCACAGCAAGAACUGGCAAAUCUGGUGCAGUCCAUGAGGAGGAGAUGCACUCCAGUACUUAAUGCAGCUGGUGGCCACCCCAGAUACUGACUGUUACUUUUAAUUUUGAUUCCCCCUUUGUUCAGGGACACAUUAUUCAAUUUCUGUUAGUCACAUGCCUGUGGAACUUGUUCAGUUUAUGUCUCAGUUGUUGAAUCUUGUUAUGUUCAUACAAAUAUUUACACAUGUUAAGUUUGCUGAAAAUAAACGCAGUUGACAGUGAGAGGACGUUUGUUUUGCUGAGUUUAUAAUAGCCUGGUGUCCAUCACUGUUGCUUUAGAACUAUAAUAGCCUGGUGUCCAUCACUGUUGUUUUAGAACUACAAUAGCCUGGUGUCCAUCACUGUUGCUUUAGAACUAUAAUAGCCUGGUGUCCAUCACUGUUGCUUUAGAACUAUAUUAGCCUGGUGUCCAUCACUGUUGCUUUUGAACUAUAAUAGCCUGGUAUCCGUGGUUCAGCCAUAAUGUGUGUGUUUCCUCCCAGUCAGAGAAUGGAGUCCAGCACCACAGAGAGAGUAAGAGGAGGAACUCCCACACCAACGGCCCCUCAGCCCACACAGAGUCUACAGCUAACAGACGUCUAGACCCCCACUCAGAUGCCAGACACAACGGGUGAGACUGGAACACACAAUCAUACACAUUUAUACACACUCUCAUACACACUUAUACACACUCUCAUACACAUUUAUAAACACUCUCAUACACAUUUAUAAACACUCUCAUACACACUUAUAAACACUCUCAUACACACUUAUACACACUCUCAAACACACUUAGACACACUCUCAUACACACUUAUACACACUCUCAUACACACUUAUAAACACUCUCAUACACACUUAUACACACCCUCCUACACACUUAUACACACUAGCAUACACACUUAUACACACUCGCAUACACACUUAUACACACUCUCACACACAAAACACUCAUACACACAUACACACUGUAAAAAGUACUGACUGUGUCCUUGGGGGGGGGGGGGGGGGGUGUAUGUGUGAGCAGGUUCUUGGAGGACUACCUGGACAGUAAGAGGCCACUGUCCCCCCUGUCCCCUCUCUCUGACACCCCGGACCCCACCAAGCCCCCCAUCAUAACACAGCCCCCAGAGCAGCACUACAUAAACAGCGAGAUGCCCAGGACUCAUGCUAAGAUGGAGGUGGAGUGUGUAGGUGUGUCAGGGCAGCCCCCGCCCAAGUGUGAAUCCUGGGGACCUCCUUUGCGACGGGCAGGGAGCCAGAGAGGAACUGUACUCAACCAUGAACCGUGAGUGACUGAAUUACUGAAAUUAGACCCCUUUCAGUCCUCAUGACCACAUUCUACAGCCAAACCUAUACCACCAGAAGCAGUCAGUAGCUACCACACAGUAAUAAUGUGUCUGAUCUUUACUAUUUACUCCGUCUCUCUCUCUCUCUCUCUCUCUCUCUCUCUCUCUCUCUCUCUCUCUCUCUCUCUCUCUCUCUCUCUCUCUCUCUCUCUCUCUCUCUCUCUCUCUCUCUCUCUCUCUCUCUCUCUCUCUCUCUCUCUCUCUAGCCCACACCAUGCUGAGUACUACAUGCAUGAGGCGAAGAGGAUGAAGCACCGUGCAGAUGCCAUGGUGAGACUGGCUCAGGACUGGGUCAGGACUGGGUUAGGACUGGGUCAGGACUGGGUUAGGACUGGGUUAGGACUGGGUCAGGACUAGGUUAGGACUGGGUCAGGACUGGGUUAGGACUGGGUUAGGACUGGGUUAGGACUGGGUUAGGACUUGGUCAGGACCAGAGGGACUGUUCUAACACUGAAAUAGGACAGUUAAGACUUUUUAAAAGAUGUCUAGGACAAUUAGUACAACUUUACAGAUGGUUUAAGAUAAGGACCCUGUCAUGAAAUUACUUGAUUAAGUGGCUAGAGAGGUCUCAUCUCGACCAACCUUUUUAUCCACAUAUCACAGCUUUUCUAAUAUCUGUCUUUCUUCUGCUCCUGCUAUCCUCUCUCUCUUCUCUUAUCUCUCUCUCUCUCUCUCGUCUUCUCUAUCUCGCUUAUCUCUAUCUCUCUCUCUCUCUCUCUCUCUCUCUCUCUCUCUCUCUCUCUCUCUCUCUCAGGUGGAUAAGCUGGGGAAGGCAGUGA